AUAACCCUUUAACAUCAGUCCAGUCGGUCUAGACCUUUCGACUCAACAAGUGGGCGCUCGGUGUAGUAUUUAUUGGCGUUACCGGACAAUUUCGCACGUUUAAUUUUCAAAAGUUCUCACAAAUACAUCGUCAUCAAUCAUCAAGCCCAGAUAACAUACAUUCUUAUAAGCAUCCGGUUCCCGUCUGUAAGCAUAUACGAGCGCCCACGAGCACGGAAUUUUAUUUUAUCGAAAUCAAGGAAUCGAGGGAAAUAACAAAAAAGGAAAGAUGUCCUGUCACGAAGUAAAAAACAGCUGGAGGAUUCCCGACCUUUUGGCCAAGAAGAGUGAGGGAGGGAUAUUCUCCGAGGAAGAAAUUGCUUUCAUCGUAAGAUCCGUUUGCGAUCGAGUAAUAGAUGAUUGUCAGCUUGGAGCUUUGCUGAUGUCUAUCAAAUUACGAGGCAUGACAGACGGGGAGACCGUCUACCUGACGAAAGCGAUGCGUGAUUCAGGUAAGGUGAUGUCGUGGCCCGCAGACUGGCCGGUGGUGGACAAACACAGCACGGGAGGCGUCGGAGACAAGGUAUCCCUGGCCCUGGCGCCUGCAUUAGCCGCCCGGGGCGUUCGUGUGCCCAUGAUCAGCGGCAGGGGGCUCGCUCACACCGGGGGAACGCUAGAUAAGCUCGAGAGCAUUCCAGGAUUCCGAGCGAGCAUGAGCGAGAGGGAGAUAUACGAAUGCAUGAGUUCCGUGGGCUGUUGCAUUGUGGGUCAAACAGCUGACAUCGUGCCCGCCGACCGCAGGAUGUACGCCGCCAGGGAUGUGACCUCCACUGUCCCUUCCAUGCCUCUGAUUCUGUCUUCGAUCCUGAGCAAGAAGGCGGCCGAAUCUCCCAAGGCUCUCGUCCUGGACGUCAAGUUCGGCCGAGGCGCCUUCAUGAAGACCCGCGAGGAGGCCGAGAAACUCGCCCAGAAGAUGGUGGACGUCGGCAACGGCGUGGGCAUGCGCACCACGGCCCUGCUGACGGCAAUGGACGUGCCCAUCGGAAAGACCAUCGGCAACGCCCUCGAGGUGCGAGAGGCGCUGGACUGCCUCCGAGGGCAGGGGCCGCCCGAUCUCCAUCAGCUGGUCAUCAAUCUAGGAGGAGAACUGCUCUACAGCACAGGAUUGGUGGAGACCCCAACCGAUGGGAUCCGUGAAAUCCACGAGGCCCUCGUCGGCGGAGAUGCCAGGGCCACUUUUUGUAGGAUGCUUCAAAAACAGGGAGUUCCAACUGCUGUGGCGGAAUCUCUCUGCGGCCCCACGCCCGAUUAUCAGAUGUUGCCUUCUGCUAAGUACGUUACCCCAGUGCCAGCCCACUCUACAGGACUGUUAGUCGAUGUGGACUCCUUGAAGCUAGCCAUGUUAUCUCUAGCACUUGGGGCAGGACGGAAGAAAAUCGGUGACCCCGUAAACCAUGCUGUCGGCAUAGUUCUCCUAAAGGUGGUUGGUGAACGCGUGAGAGAAGGUGAAGCUUGGGCAGAGCUACAUCACGACACUCCCCUUCCUGACGGUUCCUUGCAAGAAGUCCAGUUGUCAGCUCGCAUCCAGAAUACAUUCAACUUUCACCCAGUUCCUUUAAUUGCAGCUAAACUUGUGUAGGCUAACAAGACUGGAUGCACUCUGAGAGUAUCGUACAAGUGUGUUCUGAGCUUUGAGAUAGAGCUGAAAUGUUCCAGUUACAUUACUCCAAGAGGGGAGUGUUAUAGCUCUAACCUUCCUCCAAUACUCACUUGAGAUCAAACAUUGAUUUUCAGCCUUGUAAAUAAGGCAAACAUGGUCAGCUUAUGUACAGCUGCAUUUAUUACAAUUAAAUAUAAAACAAUGGAAAGGGACUAAGUUGUCAGUGAUAUGGCUUCUCAAUUCUGCAAAAAAAAAAAAAAAAAAAAAAAAAAAAAAAAAAAAAAAAAACUUAAUUCAGUUCGUAUAAUUAAUUGAAACUAUUUAGCCACUUCUUAAGAUAGGUCUGACUUCCAUUUCAUUGCCAUUAAUUAAGGUUAUAAAUUUAAAUUAUUUUCUCAAUUUGCAUUGCAAUGACUGACACAUCAUGUUCACUUCUGUAGAUAUGUCACAAGAAUUAUAAUGACUUUUUUCCGUCUUUUUCACAUUGCCUCUAUACAAUUAUAAUGGUUUUUUUUCGUCUUUUACACAUGCAUCCAAAUAUACAAUACUCAUUGUUUAGCAUUCAAAUGUUGCCCAUUGGUCGAUAGAGGUUACUUACUGGAACUCUAGGCAAAAAUCAAUCGUGUUUUACAUAUUUUUAGUGCAACAAAACCCCAUACUGAUGUAUACUAAGUUUAUAUAUAUAGCUAGAGGUACCCAUACUAUACUAUACAUAUAUGUAGCUGUAACAGUGACUCAGAAAAGUAGGGAACUAGCAAGAAGCAAGAGGUGUACAAAAGCAAAAGGAUAUUGGACCUAUCUAAAAUUAUAGUUAGCAUGGUAGCAAUAAGUCAGCUCUAUCUCAAGACUAGAGGCCUGACAAAAGUUGGAAAAAAACAGCAGAAGUAUAGCUUUCUUCACUAAUGCACAAUUUCAACAUCACCUACAGCAAGAGUAUCUGUUGAUAUAUGAAGAUUUGCUGAAUGUUAGGAUAGUGUGUGAUCAUUGGUUGUGAUGAAACCAGCUCAACAGUUCCUGAAAAAUUCAUUUAUAAAACUCUAAAAGAAAACAACAGCACAAAAUCAUAGCCCAAACAUACAUUUGAAUGCAUUCAUGCAGCCUGUCCCAGCACAGGACUAGGGAUCCUACAAAACCUGUUUGGCUUGCAUUCCGCCCCAUUUUAGAACCCUCUAAAAAUUUCAUCAUUCGUUUCCUCCAUAAAAUUAACAAAAUACAAUCAGAUUUCAUCUUUGAAGCUGCUCCAACAAUUUCCUCUUAUCUCUUUUCCUUUAUGACUGUAGGCUUUCUAAAAUAUAUUCAUCCAAGUUCUCUCAACUAACACUUUUUUGCUUUAUUAUCAUAAGAAUCUGCCUCCAUUUUUAUCGUUUCAGUACGUACUCAGUAUUAUAAUGCCAUAUAACAUACUCAUAGGUUACACUAUUAUUUCCUAUUUAUGGAAUUUCUCUUUUCUACUUUUAUAUUUCUAUUUUUUUUAAAGAAUGAAGGCUUGAAGAUGAAUCAGUCUUGGAGACUGCAUAAGGUUGGACCUUUCAUGUUGACAAGUUGAUGUAUAAUAGAUGCAUGGACAAUCAAUGGCAAAAAAUUUGUUGGAAAUUUUUAUAAAUCAUGUAUACCUGCUUCCUUUACUUCAACCACAUAUUUACCAGCAGUUUAAGAUUGCAUGUUCUGGUGCAACAAAGAUCUUUUAAAUUUUAUCAAGUAAUUAAUAAUCAUAAAAAACUCAACCUCGUUUUGAAUAUAAUAGUUUCAAUCACUGUUUACAAAUUUUAUAUGUGAAGUGCAGCUUUGUAUACCGAUAAUUACAUUUAAAAAGGUUUUUCAUGUUCAUCAACUACUUAAAUUGUGUAUUUUUAUACAUAAAUUCAUAUAUGAAAUAUAUACAUAAAUUCAUAUAUGAAAUAUUCACAAUUUAACACUACAACUUAUCAGUUCUUGAAGGUUAGAAGUGCCAUGCUCACUAAACAGUCUACGUAAAGUAUUGUAAUUCAUGACUGUUCAGAGGCUAGAUCACAUGGGACAUUUUUAAGGUUACUUAUAUAUACUGCAUUAAUAUUUUGCUGGUAUAUUACUGAUUUUAUAUGCAGGACAGUUCUUCAAAAUAAAGUCGUGCAGAUAUUGUCUAAUUUUACUUUUUGAAAUAAACCUGACAUUUCCAUCAUGAAAUCCAGUUUAGUUAUCUACUACAGCUAUUUAAUGGAAGGAAUCAUUAUGAAAUCUGUGCCAAACCAUCAUGUAAGGCUGUUAGGAGAUAACAUGUCCAAAUAUCUUUUGUAUACCUUCAAGGAAUCAAAAAUUCUUUCAACUUAUAUACAUAUACAUGACAAACACUUUUCCAUUUUGAGUAGACACAGAAAUGACAAAUGACUGGACAUAUCACAAGGGACAGGCAUGGAAUAUUAAAAUUUUAAAAAAUCUCUCCUUGCUACCAUCAACAAUGCUUUCAUGAGUCUUUUGUGGCCCUUAUCUCAAGAUGUGUAUGAGCCACUGAAGCCACUAUGGCAGUGUUUUUCAACCUUUUUGUGCCCAUGGCCCAUUUUUGGCAUUCCUAAGUAGUCGUGGCCCAAUGCCCUUCAAAAUUGUGUACAAAAUAAUAAUAGAAUUUUUAUUAUAGUUUUUUAGAACACUUUUAUUAGUUUUAAAUUAUCAUUUACAGAACUAUUUCUUUAGAGCACUUCAAUAGUUUACAUUUUCACUACUGGAAGAAAAUGUUGGCCUUUAUUCACUGUUAAUAACUCAUAUAUGUUGUAAUCAAAAUUCAAAGGACAUGUAUUCACUUAUGAAAUUAAACACUUUCCAGUACUAUUUGCAUAAUUAAAUUUUAUGGAUUGUAAUAAUAACUCAAAAUACUUUUUCACUUAUGAAAAUAAGCACUGGCCUGCAUUUAACAGUAUUCUAAAUAAAUUUUGGACAUUGAAAUAAAAACUAAAAUUCCACUUUUUUACUUAGGAAGUUAAGCACUGGUCUGCAUUUAUAGUAAAUAAAAUUUGUCUAUUUGUAUUGUAAUAAAAACUAAAUUUACACUUGUACAACAAUUAUAGAAAUAAAAAUAAUAGUACUUUAUUGUUGGCAUAUAAAAUACUGCAUAGAUUUGGUAGCUAGUGUGAUGGUUGUGCUUACUUUUUAAAUACAAGUUUAUCAAUUUGUGGAACAGUUGUAGAUAAUGUACAUCUCAUAUCAUGCUCCACCUCCAAGCGAUUUCUUGUUUUUGUUUUUAUUUGUUAUAAGGCAGAAAACCCGGAUUCACAAAAGUAAGUAGAAGCAAAAGAUAGAAGGGCUUUUAGCCCAAGCUUCCCAACUCUAGGUUAUGAUACACUUGCUUGUGACCAGAAUUCCUGUAUAAAAUGUUCUUUAAAAAAAAAUCCUUAAUACUUGAA
Molecule: messenger RNA, 5013 nt
Organism: Macrobrachium nipponense
Lineage: Eukaryota; Metazoa; Arthropoda; Malacostraca; Decapoda; Palaemonidae
Product: thymidine phosphorylase-like
Exons: 9
Coding region: 269-1618 (449 amino acids)
Biological process (GO): pyrimidine nucleobase metabolic process; pyrimidine nucleoside metabolic process
Cellular component (GO): cytosol
Molecular function (GO): pyrimidine-nucleoside phosphorylase activity; 1,4-alpha-oligoglucan phosphorylase activity
Source: RefSeq, a predicted model, not a curated record